Molecule: messenger RNA, 661 nt
Organism: Thamnophis elegans (Western terrestrial garter snake)
Lineage: Eukaryota; Metazoa; Chordata; Lepidosauria; Squamata; Natricidae
Product: mesothelin-like protein
Exons: 5
Coding region: 130-588 (152 amino acids)
Biological process (GO): cell-matrix adhesion
Cellular component (GO): cell surface
Source: RefSeq, a predicted model, not a curated record
AAGAUAAGUGCUAAAUUCUGGCAAAACUCCUGGAUCCAAUAUUAAGCUCAAUCUCUGUUUUACAAGGGAGUAAAAAAUACCUCACUCAGCAAAGAGCAGCUCCAAAAGCUGGGAGUCUUUGUGUGUGACAUGAAGCCAUCCACCAUCACAGACUCUGACCCGGCAAUCCUGGAGAAUUUGAAAGAGUGUCCAGAUCUCACAGCUGCUCAGAUUACAGCCCUCAGGAUGCUCCUGGCCAGUGGGAAUACCUUAUAUGGAUUUCCUGCCUCCUGGGAUGAAUCAACCCUUGAAAACCUUGGGCCUCUUGCUUUCUACAUAAAUCACACUAUCUGGGAUUCCAUUGACAAGGAAGAAAGGAUGAUCUUCUUCAGAAAGGUGAUGAAUGGAUACAACAGCCAAAGAGCUUUUCCAAAGGCAAAAACAAUCCUCUUCUUAAAAUCGAUUGGAUCUAAACCAGCUUCCCCUCCUAGAACUAAACGGGCGACUGAAACUUGCCAGUCUGCUCCCAUCACCCAGCAGCAGCCUAGAAGAUCCGCUUUUCAUAAUUCACUACGACAGUGCCCAGCAGUUGGAUGCAUGUCUGAGUGAUGAAGUUGUGAAGGCCAACCUGGCUCUUUUGCUUUGAUCAGCCCUUCCAAAUGACUACUGGGCCAUAAUUAAG